Molecule: messenger RNA, 2452 nt
Organism: Gadus morhua (Atlantic cod)
Lineage: Eukaryota; Metazoa; Chordata; Actinopteri; Gadiformes; Gadidae
Product: porphobilinogen deaminase
Exons: 14
Coding region: 169-1263 (364 amino acids)
Biological process (GO): heme biosynthetic process
Cellular component (GO): cytoplasm
Molecular function (GO): hydroxymethylbilane synthase activity
Source: RefSeq, a predicted model, not a curated record
CACUUAUCUUUGGACACCAGAUAAGUUGUAGAGGAGGUGCUGAAGGAGACUACUGUUUAACGGUCUUUGUGCUGUAUGAGCUCAGCCCUGUACAGUACAACCCGGCCUUCUACCAGAACCUAGCUAGACAUCCUUCAGGACAGUGCUCAGAGAUCUUAAAGACCUACUAUGGAUCAAGGACCUUACAAGACCAUCAGGGAUGUCAGUGGUAAAGUUAGCCGAGUCAUUCGGAUUGGAACCCGCAAAAGCCAGCUUGCCCGUAUCCAGACAGACAGCAUUGCAGCAAAAUUGAAGGAGCUGUAUCCCGAAGUGACUUUAGAAAUAAUUGGCAUGACCACGACAGGAGACAAAAUCCUUGACACCGCUUUAUCUAAGAUCGGGGAGAAGAGUCUGUUCACCAAAGAGUUGGAGACUGCCUUGGAGAAGAACGAAGUGGACCUGGUCGUUCACUCACUGAAGGACCUCCCCACCAGUCUGCCUCCAGGGUUCACCAUUGGGGCUAUACUUAAACGAGAGAACCCCCAUGAUGCAGUGGUCCUUCACCCCCAGAACGCUGGCCAGACCCUCGCCACGCUACCCCAAAACAGCGUGAUCGGCACCAGUUCUCUCCGGCGGGCGGCUCAGCUGAAGAAGAGAUUCCCCCACCUAGACUUCAAAGAUAUCCGAGGGAACCUGAACACUCGGCUCAAGAAGCUGGACGACAAGGAGGAUUACUCGGCCAUCAUCUUGGCCGCCGCGGGCCUGAAGCGGAUGGGCUGGGAUGCUCGCAUCAGCCAGAUCCUGGAACCAGAGGACUGUAUGUAUGCUGUUGGACAGGGCGCGCUAGCUGUGGAGGUCCGAGCGAGGGACACGGAGAUCCUGGAAAUGGUGUCUGUACUCCACCACAAGGACACCGUGUUACGCUGCAUCGCUGAGAGGGCCUUCCUCAGGACACUGGAGGGCGGGUGCAGUGUUCCGGUGGCUGUGCACUCUGAGCUGAAGGACUCCCAGCUCUACCUGACCGGGGCGGUGUACAGCCUGGACGGCUCCGACAGCCUGAAGGAGACCAUGCAGGCCACCCUCUCUGCUGUGAAUACGGGUGCGGAGCGGGUGGAGGAGCGGGUGGACGAGCAGGUGCAGCGCGUGGGGGUCACGGCGGCCAAGAUCUGGGGCCCGGACCAGGACAGCGCCGAGCGGCUGGGCAGCGGGCUGGCCGAGCUGCUGAUCAGCAGAGGGGCCCGGGAGAUCCUGGCCGUGGCCCGGCAGCUGAACGACGCCAGAUAGACCCGCGUCCUCCGCAGCAGCAUUCAGUGACUCCUUCAUGCUGCCUCUUUUCCCCUGUGCCUUAAGUGCCAGUUAGACGUGGUCUUUGUAAAUGUCAAUGUAGAGGCCAGAUGUGGCCGUCCAAUAGUACUAUAAAUAUAUACUAUAACCUUUAUUUAUAGUUAUAGUACUAUAUACUAUAACCCGCCCCCUGAUCUCAGGGACCGAGCCCUGGGGGUGUAGCUGGAGGACCAAGCUAGCCAUCACCCCCCUGCCACUCUGACACAGAGUGCUCUAGAGUUUAGAUGACAUCUUAAUAGGUAUUCAACUUAAUUUCAUGCCCAAGUAAAGACAUAUUUGUGUGGAAGAUGCCUUUCUUUAUGUGAAGAAGUAAGAGAACGAGUCUUUCGAAUGAACCAGCCUUUAUCACCGAGGUGUAACAGUUGUAGCUCAGUGAGUUAGUGAUGGGCCUGUGGCCAUCACUCAAGUGAUAUUCACCUGUGUUGGCCCCGACCAUAACGCUUCUGGGACCAAGCUCAUUUUAACGUGCCAAAGAGGACUAUGUUUGUUUUUUUUAUUGGAAUUCCAAUUGCACGUCUGCUAAGCUAUUAGUCAGUGAUGGUUAAAGAAUACAUAUGUGUACUUGGACACUUCCACCUGUAAAGGUGGUUCUUUCUAAAGAAGGCAGGGAUGGACACAGUCGAGGGGCCGCCAACCUCAACCUCAAAUUAGACCUUUUGUUUUUAUUCAAAUACUUUCUUUGACCACUUAAACUCAACUCAGUUAAGUUAUAUGUUCCGUUUUCAGCUGUUUACAUCCUGUACUUAUUGUAACAUCUUUUACCAAGAGAUCACCGCAGCAUAAUCAAUGUGACCUUUACAUCCGAGUUCAAGUCGUCCCUUUAAGUCGCUAAAUGCGAUAUACAGCUGUGGGUACUUGCUAGGUUGUACUCUGUAGAAUUAGGUACUCUGAAGAAGGGUGUGCAUGCUAUUUGUUUGGUUUUAAUCAUGCCUUACUGUUCAUAGGAUUAAGCUCUGAACAUGAAGCAUGGGCUACUUUUAAUGUUUUCUUUUAUGCCUUAAAUUUACUUGUAGGUUAAUACAUUUCUUUAUGUAUUUAGAAUCCCAUAAUUCCAGUUAAUGAAAUUCAAAUCACUUAUUUUUCUGAACUGCUGUCAAACAUGGUCCAAUAAAUAACUACUGAAUGAUUC